Zingiber officinale is the source of this 2064-nucleotide messenger RNA. RefSeq lists its product as uncharacterized. Lineage: Eukaryota; Viridiplantae; Streptophyta; Magnoliopsida; Zingiberales; Zingiberaceae. The record is from RefSeq and is a predicted model, not a curated record. The coding region runs from base 1 to 1833 and encodes 610 amino acids. Gene Ontology annotation, cellular component: plasmodesma; plasma membrane. The transcript is spliced from 9 exons.
AUGGCGACCAUCGCAUCAAUAACGCCAGAAAUUAUUACUUAUAUAAGGCAACAAAAGAUCGGCUGGCUUUGGAAUCCAGACGUCGUCGUUUGCGAUCCUCCUUGUUUUUUCUUCUUCUACAUUUUCCCCAACCCAAUGCCUCUCCGGGAACAGAGCAGCCCGCCCCGGACAGGCAUGACAUCAUUACCUGGCGCUUUCCUUUCUGUUACGCUUCUCGGGCUCUUCUUCCUUCCCUCCUCCAUUGCCCAAGCAUCCGCAUCAGGAAAAAAAAAUAACGCUUGGUUGGGAAAUUUGCAUCGGCAAUCAGGUAAAGGACAAGAGAAAGGGUUGGGUCCAUGGAGAAGGUUGGUCGCCGAAGCUCCGGUGACCAAGAACGGUACGGUGGAGAACAGCACCUUCAUAUUGGCUGCCGAAAGGACAUAUAGGAAAGACCCUUUGAAUGGAUACAAGCAUUACACCGGCGGCUGGAACAUCAGCGAUCAGCAUUACUGGGCUUCCGUUGGUUUUACUGCCGCUCCGCUCUUCGCCAUUUCCAUAGCUUGGUUUCUCGGAUUUGGCUUGGUUUUGUUCUUCAUCUGUUGCUGUCUCUGCUUCUGCCGACGAAGAAACCAUUCGUAUUCUCGCGUUGCCUACGCGCUCUCUCUUAUUCUCCUCAUCUUGUUUACCUGCGCUGCCAUCAUUGGAUCCGGCGUGUUGUAUAAAGGCCAGGGAAUGUUCCACAAUAGCACUUCAGAAACUCUGGAAUAUGUGGUCGGUCAAGCUAACUUGACAGCUGAUAAUCUCCACAAGUUCUCGAGCAGUUUGGCUGCUGCGAAGAAGGUUGGAGUGGAUCAGGUCUUCCUGCCAGCUGACGUCCAGAUGAAGAUCGAUACUAUUCAGAGGAAACUCAACUCAUCAGCAAACGAACUCUCUAGUAAGACCAUGGAGAAUUCAAAAAAAAUUCAGAUUGUGCUCGAUACAGUGAGAUUGGAUCUGAUUAUAAUUGCUGCAGUCAUGCUAGGUUUGGCAUUCCUUGGAUUCCUUUUCUCCAUAUUUGGGCUGCAAUUCCUCGUGUCAAUGUUAGUACUUGUUGGAUGGAUCCUUGUAGCAGGCACAUUUAUUUUAUGUGGUGUUUUUCUUCUUCUGCACAAUGUAGUUGGAGAUGCAUGUGUCGCGAUGGAUCAAUGGGUUGAUCAUCCACAUUCACACACAGCUCUAGAUGACAUUCUUCCCUGUGUUGAUGCUACUACUGCCAAUGAAUCAAUGUACCGAAGCAAGGAAGUUACCUUCCAGAUUGUGAAUGUUGUCAAUCAGGUCAUCAGCAAUGUUUCCAACGGAAACUUCCCUCCUGUUCUAGCACCUCUCUAUUACAAUCAAUCUGGUCCACUGGUGCCCGCACUCUGCAAUCCAUACAACACCAACAUGAGUACUCGUGCGUGUGCCAAAGGGGAGGUCAACUUCCUUAACUCAUCCACGGUAUGGAAAAGCUACAUUUGUGAAAUCACAUCAGUAAACGGAAAUGAUGUUUGCACUACAGUUGGUCGACUAACUCCAAGCAUCUACAAUCAAAUGACAGCAGCAACAAAUGUAAGCAAAGGACUUUACUUAUAUGGACCUUUCCUCCUUCAGCUGGCAGAUUGCACUUUUGUGCGCGAUACCUUUAGUUCAUUAAGUGAGAAGAAUUGUCCUGGCCUCGAACUAUACAGUGCAUGGACCUAUAUUGGUCUUGUGAUGGUAUCUACUGCUGUUAUGCUGUCUUUGAUUUUUUGGGUCAUUUACGCGAGGGAGAGGCGACACCGGAUGUACAGCAAGCAGUUCAUAGCUCAGUCCGGUCCACCACAUAUGCCUUUGUAAGAGGAGAAGAUUUCAAAAGUCCAAUGAUAUUGCUGUCUCAGUUGAGUUGCCUUAUUUGUCCAAAUUUGUGUAUGUUCAAUGAUGUCCUUAAUCUGGAUCAAGAGAAAAAGAGAUGCACAUAUUUGUAUUUGUAGAUGCUAACAUAUAACAAAUAGUGCUUCUGGUUAUCCAGUUGGAUCAAUAUUCAGUUUUGAUGCCUGAGAGUUUGUUUAUAAGACAUUGUAAAUUAUU